Lineus longissimus is the source of this 4275-nucleotide messenger RNA. Its product is annotated as septin-11-like. Gene Ontology annotation, molecular function: GTPase activity; GTP binding; molecular adaptor activity. The record is from RefSeq and is a predicted model, not a curated record. NCBI's taxonomy places the organism in Eukaryota, Metazoa, Nemertea, Pilidiophora, Heteronemertea, Lineidae. The coding region runs from base 16 to 1464 and encodes 482 amino acids. The transcript is spliced from 10 exons. Gene Ontology annotation, cellular component: microtubule cytoskeleton; septin ring; cell division site. Gene Ontology annotation, biological process: intracellular protein localization; cytoskeleton-dependent cytokinesis.
CUAUAGUAGAAGACAAUGUUAGAUACUGACGUCGUGUCCAGAGGUCUUUGUUUACGUCGGGACAACGCAGUUGUGCACAUUGCCACCUGCUUCCUCAACAUUUUCUCGUAUUUAGUGCCUGUGUGUAAGUGUGAACGUCUCCAGCUGAAAGUGGAAGAGAUGGACAAGAAGCGACCUACCCCUGUACCACGAGAGAGACCACCAGUUGGCGCUCCGAAGCAGGAGAAGUCAGCCGGAGCCAGGUCCUGCAACCUGACUGGCCAUGUUGGGUUUGACAGCCUCCCAGAUCAGCUGGUCAACAAAUCUGUCUCACAAGGAUUCAGCUUCAAUGUUCUGUGUGUUGGUGAGACUGGGAUUGGCAAGUCUACAUUGAUGGACACACUAUUCAACACACAUUUCGAUUCCACUCCAUCUUCACAUGAUCUUCCUGGCGUCAAACUUAAAGCUCAUACAUAUGAUCUGAAAGAGAGCAAUGUGAAACUGAAGCUAACAGUGGUGGACAGUGUUGGGUUUGGUGACCAAAUAAACAAGGCAGACAGCUACAAACCAAUCGUGGACUACAUCGACCAACAGUUCGAGAACUACCUCCAGGAGGAGCUGAAGAUCAAGCGCUCACUUCAUAAUUAUCACGACAGUCGCAUCCACACUUGCCUCUACUUCAUUGCUCCAACUGGCCAUUCGCUCAAAGCCAUCGAUCUAGUCACCAUGAAGAAACUCGACAGUAAGGUCAACAUCAUUCCCAUCAUUGCCAAAGCGGACACCAUCACAAAGAAUGAACUCCAGAAAUUCAAGUCCAAGAUCAUGAAUGAGCUGACAUCAAAUGGAGUCCAGAUCUACCACUUUCCCACUGACGAUGAGACAGUCGCUGAGCUCAAUGCUACAAUGAAUAGUCAGCUGCCAUUUGCUGUGGUUGGUAGCAUGGAUGAAGUCAAGAUUGGCAACAAGAUGGUGAAAGCAAGACAAUACCCGUGGGGGACAGUGCAAGUUGAGAAUGAGAACCACUGCGACUACGUCAAGCUUCGUGAGAUGAUGGUCAGGACUAACAUGGAGGAUCUGAGGGAGAAGACACACACGCAACAUUUCGAGCUGUACAGGCGUAACAGGCUCACGGACAUGGGCUUUGCUGAUAAUGAGUCAGCCAGCCUCCAAGAGACGUAUGAACAGAAGCGUCAGGAGCACAUGGCUGAUCUGCAGAAACGCGAGGAGGAGAUGAGGCAGAUGUUUGUUGUCAAGGUCAAGGAGAAAGAGGCGGAGCUCAAGGACGCAGAGAAAGAUCUGCACGCCAAAUUUGAACAUCUCAAAAAGCAACACGCCGAUGACAAGAAGAAGUUGGAGGAUAAGAAACGAUCGCUGGAAGAGGAGAUCAACUUGUUCAACAAGAAGAAAGCCGCAGCUUUGGCGGCGCGGGAACAGGCACAACAGGCUGCUGCGCAAUCGGCCACGAUGAAGGGCAAAAAGAAGUAGACACUUCAAGCAAUAUUUUAAUCUCUCAUCAUCUCAGCGCAGAAAUAUCCUGUGUAUUUCUGUUAUCAUUUUAUCGUAAUCAUGUAUUGUAUAAGUUACUAAACCAGCCGUCUGUCUCAAGCUGUUGUGGCAUGGUAUCCUUCUGAUAAUGAGUAUUGCAGAGUGUUUUAGAAUUUGUCACCCAAUUUUCAAAAGCUUCCAUGCCGCAAUAACAACUUGAGAUGAAUUUAACUUAAAUAUUUGUAAUGUGUAGUAUGUGGUUCUCAAAAUUAUGUCAGCAGAAUCAAGUAUUUUGGCAGAAUAGACUGACACAUCAAUAAAGACUGUUUCUGUUCAGUUGAAGGAGCUUUGGAUCAGUGCUGGUGCAUGUAGGUCUUGCCCUCAAUGUCCAAAGUUACUGAUCUGAACAGGCACAAUGGUGUAUUCGUUAUGUAAACUUACAUGUAUGCAUGGUUGUAUGAAUUAGGAUCAGAUCUAGGGUUACAUUGCAUGAUUAGCGCAAGUACUGCCAGUAAUGCAUUGUGCUUACGUCCGGAAUCGUUACACCAUGAACAGUCAUAAGGUCAUUUUUCACAAGUUUUUUUCGUUUAAAAGGACUGACAGAUGGAGUAGAGAUCAGUUUUGCGGAAGAUUUCAAAAAUGUCAUCGACUGAUGACUGUAUGAAAUGAAUUGGAUUGGAUUUUUAAUCAAAACUAUUGCAUUCAUUUACUUGUAUAUCAUAACCAUUUCAAUGAGAUUUUACGACUGUCUGGUGAUUUCAGUGAAUUGGAACCUGUCAUGCAAUAUACCAUAACCAUAUCAGUGUUGUCAUGAAAUGUUUUUUAUCAACGAAUGUGACUGAUUACGUGGCUCUAGACUGCCUGGCACCUUCCAGCUUCAAGCCUCCCAUUCUGUUUUGACCAAUAGGUUUACAUGUGACUUCACUGUGGAAGUCAGAUUCUGAUUUUGAUUGACUUGGCGAAGCGGUGAGUCAUUGGUGAGGAGAAAAUGCCUUUCAUGGCUUUGUUUGCUGAUGCCAGAGGUCCUGGAGCUACAUCAGUCACAAGCAAGGUAACACAACAGAGAAAUAAUCUAGGUGCAGAUCUUCUAUAAGGAAUCUGUCUUCAUUGUAUAGUCUACAUACUAUUGUACAGUACCCUUGUGAUGUACCUGUGUAUAGGGGAGCACUGGGAUUUGCAAAUGCCAAGUGAUAGUGUGCAUUGAAAUUUAACAGAGUUGGCCUUGAGAGUAUCCUAAGUGCUGUAACAUGUGUGAUUCAGGUAUUUUCCAAGAACUGUUUUCAGAAAGCAACGUUGUAUCAGAUACCAAGAAGGUAUCGGUAAUCUUUUGGCAUUUGCACGCUAGUGAUUCUGCAGAGAUAUGGUAAAAGUUUUCAUCAUAACUUUUUACCCUGUAGUUAAAUUGUCAGUAUAGUCAACUUGGUUAUGACAUUGUAGUCUUGUAUGAUUUUGUGCCAGUUUUGGUGACCUCUUCAGAGAUUCACUAAAAAAAAACAUUUAGAAUUCCUCGUUCAUAAGUCUUGAGAAUGGUUCUCCCACCAAACUACAUGUAAAUGUAUGUCCGUUGUCUCUUCGUCAAAAAGGUGCUGAUGUCUUUUCAAUAUUUCAAAUAAAACAAUAAUAAUGCCUCUCAAUGAGCUUGCACUAUGCACAUCAAUUUUGACCUAUGUCACCUCAUUUGGAGCCUCAGUCAAUAGGCAUGUGUUCAUUUUAAACCUGAUCAGAUAAUCGAACGAUAAUUUUAGAACUAAUUCAUUUUGUUCAGUGUAAAGCUGAAUUGACCUUGGUCUAAUUUUCAGAUUUAGUGACCAUGUGUUCCUAUCACAAACAGCUGAAACUGCCAGUUUUGAAGCUUUCUUAGAAAAAUUGUUAGUUUGCAUGCAUUCACUUUAUUUGUAUGUUUGAGACGACCUUGAAUAAAGUUAGCUUCGUAGUGCAGUGACAUAGUCUUCAUGAUAUAGUCCCAACUGAUUAUAUGUAACCCCUCCCAUCAAGGCAGAGUUGAAAGUGGCGACAAGUAUAUAUUUUCAAUGUUUUAAUAUUAUCAAAGUAGGUAUAGCAUCUCACGAAAUUAGCCAAAAACUCUACCAUACUUUUGGUGUUUUUCCCCGCUGCUCCUUGCAGUUGUCAUAAAGAUGGCCCACACAAGAUGUAAUCUCAAUUCUGGGACUCAGAAAAUUUUGCAGUCUGACUUGAUCUGUAAAAUUAACAAGUGCAAAAUGUAAAGGAAGGCAGCUGCAUACAAAACCUGACACAUUCUUGUUCUGGGUUACAGUAUAUAUGAAAUACCCUAAUAAAAAUAAGGUACACUGUUGUAAUAAAUAAGUGGUGGUGGUGAUGUUGUCAAUAUGAAACUGUCUGUGAAUAAUCCUCAUAAUUUAUCGAUCAAAUUUUUUAUUGAAUUUUGUAGCUCUGUCAUUAUAAUACAUUACCUGCUAUGAGUGUGUACUGUUCUGAUCAAACUAUUAAUUCUCCUUUACGAUAAGCUUCUAUGUGCUUAUGUUGGUUUGAUCAGGUUAAUAGACCCUAUUUCCAGAAGGGGUGUCAGUGUUUGCAGUAUUCUAGCACAUCCACUACGCUUUGUACUACAAUGUACACUGUGUUCAUUAAUUUCCAAAGAUGGAUAUAGAACAGCUGGUUUGCCAUUAUUAAGAAAAAAAAUAAAUUUCAAAGUGUUUUGAGAAGAUUGCAAUCACUGAUAUUUACAUAAUAUGUCUGAAUUAUAUUGCUUUGAUGUCCUUGCUUCUAGUGCUCAGGCCUGUCUUUAACAGCCAGUCAACUUUAAUGUAAUAAAUUAUGCAUGCUUCCUUA